AUGGCUCCUCACGCAGUGCCACGGGCCCAGAAGCCCUCCAAGAGACGAGCACCACCCGCCAACAUCGCCGUACCGCCUCUGCUUUGGGAUCGCGAUGCCGAGUCUGACGAUGAGUACGCCAACCAAGUGAGGAACGCCGCAGGAGGCGUAUGGAAACGGGCGGUCGAUGCCGGACGCAGGUAUGCGGAUUCGGCAGUAGACCGUCGCUCAGACAGCGACAGCGAUGACAAGGCGCGGAAAAAUCAACUCAAGAACCCUCCUCCCCAACAACAACAGCAACCUCCUUCAAGCCCGGACACUCCAAAAGCUGUGAGGCCUUCCAACAAUGUAGCAUCAGGAAAGUUGCCUUUGGCAACUCUCCGUCCGCCGCCCGCAUCGAUUCGUCCUCCUCCGGCGGUCGUUGCCGCACCGGCUGUGCAACCGACCCCCGUGAGAACGACACCCGCCGCCACAUCGAAACCCCCAGCUGUACAGGUUCCAGUCUAUGUCGAACAACCCCAAGAAACUUACGCACAACCUCAAGAGACUUUCAUCGCUCACCCCGAGAUACCCGUCGAGGCACCUGAGCGUCCUCCCAGCCCGCCGCCGCCACCACCUGAAGAGCCCGCACCACCACCAGUCCUCGCUCCGGCUGAGCCUGACCCACCACCACCACCUCCGCCUGAACCCGAACCUCCAGCAGCGCCGCCAGCUACCAUGACCGUCACGGCUCCUCCUCGAACUGUCACCCUGAUCUCAACCAUGAAACAACCGGAUUCGCCCAAGAAGCCCAAGUUCACUCCGUCACCACCGCCUCCCCCAGUAAUUACUCCCACCCCUACAGUACCGCCCGCCGUCAUCGCGCCCAGUGGGCCUCUCGCCCUGCCUCCUUUGCCAUCGGUUGAUCCCUCCGCCCCCAGGAAAGGUAUCGAUGGAGAGAAGCACUCUACGCCUACCAUCACAGCCACUCUCGCUUCGGCAGUACUCCCAGCCGAGACCAUUUCAGCGUUGCCAGGCUUGGCCAGUGGUGGUUCCAGCAAGGAUGACGGCAGACCGCCAAGAAUGAACCCCGAGACAGAGCAUGCGCUCAUUGCUGUUGGCUCAAUAGGAUCAUUCAUCUUUGCGUCAUUCCUUGUGUGGAUUGUGUGGAGGACGAUGAAGAGGGCGGGACGUAUGAGAAGAGAAAGGGAGUCUGGCUACCAAGGCGACACGCCAGGUGGCAUUGGCUCGAAGAUUCCAUUCUUCAAGGGAUCUGGUGGAUGGGAGAAUCUCGAUGGACGACGAAGCGAACCACCUCAGUACGAGAAGGGACAGCGAGGAACACUACGCCUGGACACGGGGUUCUAUGGUCCCGAUGGCAAACCCGCCCCCUACGUUACCAACGGCACAUAUCCUGCCAACUACACCAUGUCGCCAGCUGAUAAUCGCGGCAGCCCCAUUCACCAGAGUCCUACAGGCACCAUCCCAAUGAGGAUGAACAAUGUCAGCGGGCAAGGCACAUACAACAGUCAACAAAAUCCGUUCAGCAAUCAACAGAGCGCUUACACGAGCCAAGUUGGCACGUAUGACAGCCAAACCGGGACUUACAUCAGCCACGCGCCCAGUGGGUCCCUUACUCACAUUAUCGGACAGUACGGCAGCCCAACGGACCCUAACCUGACGUUAAGGUCAGGCGUGGGUGCCGGUGCGUACUUCAACCAGUCUGAGCUCGCCCGCCAGCCCUCAGAUGCCUAUGACCCGGCUCGACGUCAAGUUAACCGGGCCAGCGAGCUUUCGUCCAUCUCUUCUGGCUUUGGCGACGGUGACAUUAUUGUACCCGGAAUGCCUGGCAUGGUGCUCCAGCCGCCUCCCCCAGUGUCACAGUCACUGAGAGCCAGUCAGAACGGCGUCGGUCGCUUUUCGUGGAUGAGCAAGACGAACCGCGAAACGGUCUACACAGAGGCCAGCGAGGACCUUCCAGCGAGGUUCAGGACGGUCGACAGCUGGGUCAACCAGCAGACCGGUCGCGUCAAGAGAGCACAAGCAAGGCCGGAGACGGAUGAAGACAUCCCGCCCGUGCCGGGUCUACCGGCCGGGACAGGCCAAAACGGCAUGCCGCCUGAACCCCAGUUUACCAUGAUGAUGCCGGACGGGGAGGUACCCCGGCGGCCGGAUUUGGGGCCGAACGCGUAG
This is a messenger RNA of Colletotrichum fioriniae, 2151 nucleotides long. Lineage: Eukaryota; Fungi; Ascomycota; Sordariomycetes; Glomerellales; Glomerellaceae. The record is from RefSeq and is a predicted model, not a curated record.